UCGAAGAUUUCUUAGAAACCGAUUUUUAAUCGAAGACGAGCUAUAUAUUUUCGUAGGAGUAACGAGGCCAAUGCUUAAUUGAAUUUUGAUUGAGCCUUUUAACAUGUUACGGGGAAUUAAGUAACUCGUCAAAUCAAUUCUUUAAUCAUGCAAGGACAGGAAGGCCUCUCUGGGUCGUCGGACCACAGAUUGGCACUCAUUCACGAAAUGAGUGCCCAUAACUUUGAUCUGAUUAGAUUUGCUUCCUAUAGAACAGCUACAAAGUUAAGGUUUAUUCAGAAGAAAGUUAGUUUACAUUCUGUUGAUAUUUGGAAUGUCAUUGAAGCAUUUAGAGAACAGGGCCUGCACGCUUUAGAAGCGUCGUCUGAAUUAAGCGUUGCAAGGCUUGAGACUUUGUUGUGUUCUCUUUACCAUAGUUUAAAUAAGAGAGCCCCUCCGACUCAGCAGGCUCACGUUGACGUAUGUUCGAGUCUGCUACUCAAUUGGUUGUUAGCAGCUUAUGCCACUGUUGAUAAUGUUGGCAAAAUUAGAGUAUUCUCCAUAAAGGUGGCACUGGCCACACUUUGCGCUGGUAAGCUGAUGGACAAAUUAAGAUACAUUUUUUCUCAAAUAUCAGAUAGUAAUGGAUUAUUGAUUUCGUGGAGGUUUAAUGAAUAUCUUCAAGAAGUUCUUGCCCUUCCUGCCGCCGUGUACGAGUCUCCCACAUUUAGCUAUGCGGAUACCUUGGCGGGCAGUAUAUUUAACCCGAACGCCAAAGUCACAGUAAAUGAUUUUUUGGAUAUGAUGAUGUCCGACCCGGGGCCACCUUGCCUGGUGUGGCUCCCGUUACUCCACAGAAUCGGCAGUGUGGAAAAUGUGGUCCAUCCUGUGCAGUGCGAUGCUUGUCAACGGGAAAACUUUACAGGCUUCCGCUACCGUUGUCAAAAGUGUCCCCAUUACAAUCUUUGCCAGGACUGUUUUUGGCGGGGGAGAGUUUCCGUGCCUCACACCUUGGAGCACCAAGUGAAAGAGUACGCGUCUUUCUCGCCGAGCAAGACUAUUGGACAGUCUUUGAGGAAGUCCUUUAGGUGCGUGCCCGACAAGCAACGGAAUAACUUGCCCAGGUUUCCCGAACAGCCGGAAAAGACCCUUAACCUUUCCCACAUAGUGCCACCGUCUCCCAUUCCUUCGCAUAAUGGGUUUCCUGAAAAUCAGUUCAGUGCCGGUUUCGAUGGGAUGGGCAGUCUGGAUAGCAGAUCGACCGCACGAAGUUUGGACAGUGCAAGGGACGACGAACAUCGUCUUAUAGCCAGGUACGCUGCCAAGCUAGCACAGGAAGCCCGGACCGGAAUGCCCCGGGGCACCUAUAGAAAAAACUCGCUGUCGCCAGAUUCGGGUCGGGUUCCUUCGGAAACGUGCCUGGGUAUGGACUCGACUCGCGCUCAGAGGGAACUCAUUAGCCAGUUGGAGGCGAAAAAUCGGGAAAUCAUGCGCGAAAUCGCCAGACUGAGGAGACAGCAGGAAUUGGAGGCCGGGAGCCACGGUCCCGACAAUCCCAUCCUGAUGAGCGAACUGAGGGCGCUGAGGAUGCGCAAGGACGAACUAGAGACACACCUGAUAACGCUUCAGGACUCCCGAAGGCAGCUAAUGAUACAACUCGAGGGUCUAAUGAAAAUGCUUAAGAAUCACCAGUCUUCCCCCAGGAGCACCCCGAAUUCGUCGCCUAGAAGCACCAAAUCGCCGCCAUUGCCACCCGGCGUUGCACCCACUACCCAAACGAAUCCUAGGAGCGCGCCUCAGACCCCGAUGGGCGUGCCCGCCUCCUCCAACCCAUCCAGCAUAAACACGUCCGUCGGGGUCUCCGGAACUUGCGAAAAAAGCGAUAGAGAACGGGAGAGAAGAGAUAUUCCUCUGGGCAUAGUUCAGCCAUUGGGCGGUUUGGUAAAUCGAGAGAUGAUGGGUCAGGAUAGGAAUGACCGUGAUCGAUCCAGUCACAAUGUCAAUUUGGAGGCUCUGAUGGGCGUCGGUGGCGACGUCAGAAAUGCUUUCGGUGGUGUUUCCAACCCUAUAAAUUCCAAUGGUAACGGUACUCCGGGUUCAGCGGGUCGUUCUUUGAGGAACGACCUCUUGGUCGCUGCCGAUUCGGUUACCAACGCGAUGUCUACCUUAGUUAGAGAACUGAACUCAGACACAUCGAGCAUUACACUCCCCUCUUCGAGCAAGAAAAUCAAUGAUUUUGAAGACGACGGAGAGGAUGAAUCUGAUGGUGGGUGGCAGCAAGAACUCCAGAGGAGGUAUGUGCAAGAUGCCAGUUUCAUGGCGGAACUGAGAGCCCGGCAGCCCGUAAGUCCUGCGGACGACGGCAACCAUCACCAAUAUUCCGAUCAGACUUACCAGGUCCGACAGAAUUACGUUCACGGUCAGAAUUUUAGGAUGCAAGGGAUCCAUUACCCGACAACCCAGAACAAUCCGAUCCCCACCACAAUGGCCCAGCAAAAUCACUCCGGGUACGGACAAUUUUCGAUGACGCAAGAAAUGUAUGAGCAGCUGAACCAAAAUCUGGAUCAACCCAAUGUUCCCGAGCAUAAUGAAAACCUUAACGAACAAGAGGAAGUGAGAAACAAAGAGACGUUGGAGUUCGAGGAGGCUCUUAAGCAGUGGGUCCAUCGAUAAAAGUGUUUUGUCAGAGAAAGUCUGCCAUAGUCAAUAUUUAAUAGGUUGUCGCGCUUUUAUGUUGUGAAAUAAAGCACGGAAGAUGGAUAUCUAGAAAUUUAGACGUAGGGACUAAUUUGUUUUGCCCUCCCAUGUUUACUUAAUAGAAAGUCUAAAAUUUCCGUGGUCGGUAUCGAAUUUUUAGACUUUGGGAUAUUUAUUGGUUAAGUUUAGUGUUUUAAAUUAAGUGCGCAAAAAAAAUUGAGCAUUGGGUGUUUCUAGAAUUAUUUCCCAAACCAAAAAGUGUGCAUAGGUUGGGAAAAUAUUAAGUGAAUAUUUAUUUAUUUUACAAAAAAAAAAUCAUUGAAAUAUUUAAACAUAAAUAAUGAAUAUUAUGUUAUUGGUGCGCACUUAAUUUGAAACAGGCGUUAUUUGUAUGUGAAAAAUUAUAAAUUUCUUUCAAGGUCUUGGAGAAUUUUUAUUUUUGUAUUGUUUAUAAUAUCUGAAAGGCCUAAAUUUAAAGGUACAUUCAUAUUGAACGUGUUUUUGAAAAAAAUGCUUCCCUCGUAAAGAAAUUUGUUGCUGAAAGCUGCUUUGACUAAACCUUUUUCCAUAACUCGAUUACCUCAAUAGUUUUAAACAAUAGUUUCAAACAUUUUCGCACAAGUAUAUUUCUAGCAAAUUACAAGGUUAAGAGCUCUGCGCCUUGUAAAGUGGUCCUUACAUUACGAUUCGCAGCACUUGAUAUGACAAUCGAAUUGUUGAAAAGCAAAAAGGACCGUUUAUAUUUUGCUCUCCCAAAAAGCCACAUUUUGGGCCUAUUUGCAUGCAAAUUUUCUUUCUUGAAAAUCGGACCAACUAUUAUAAAAAUCCAACCGAAUAAUAAUUUCACCCCAUUUGUACAUAACGAUUAGUUCAUGUAAGACCCCAUCUAUUCCAGUAGUUAGUAACUAAAAGACAGCACAAUGUACUUUUUUAAAGCUAUCCUAAGAUUAGCGACUAAUAAAUUUGUCUCUCUACAAACAUUUCCAUAUUCGCACUAUAUUUAUUUAUUGUUAUUUUACUACCAAAUUUAUGGUCUGACUUUCGGAUUUUUUAUUCUACAUUGAAAAUUUGUAACCAGCGCUUAUAUAUUAGAUGAUAUCGUCUAAUGCACAUUCUUUUAGUAACUAAGAUUAUACUAUACAAUAUAUACGAAUAAAACGUUACUCAUGUAUGAAAUCAUAGUAAUCGAAAAAUUGUACAUUCUAAUUGUGUCUAUAAUAAUUAACAUUGUUUCUUGUCUACCUAUGAUGUCAAUAUGUAACCAAAUUUUAGUUCCGGUUUUUGAAAUCUGGACACACCUUCCUCUUCGACAAUCCAAAUUUCACAUUUCACGGAGAAAAUGCACCACAAUGGCGGACUGUUCACAUAUUUUCUUCAAAACCCUUAUUUCCCUACAGCUUUAUUUCUUUCUCCACCCUACAUACACACCUACCUUACAUUUGUUAGAUAAAAGGCAUCAAGCUCAAUAGAAGAAGUCAUAAAGUUCUCUAAUUAUUGCGUUUAUUGGUGCUUUCACUUCUGCAUCCUUAAUCCUUUAAUCGUUCAGUAGGCUAAAAAAAUAUGUUAUUUUGUUUAUGUAUAGCGAUUAUGAAAAAAAUCCAGCGACUGAAACUUCAUUACAUAGGAUUUAGUAUAGAAUUGUUACAAUUUUACAUGUUACAAUGGAAUAAAAAUCA
Cylas formicarius (sweet potato weevil) is the source of this 4352-nucleotide messenger RNA. RefSeq names its product dystrobrevin beta. Gene Ontology annotation, biological process: synaptic signaling. The record is from RefSeq and is a predicted model, not a curated record. Gene Ontology annotation, cellular component: plasma membrane; synapse. The transcript has 19 exons. Lineage: Eukaryota; Metazoa; Arthropoda; Insecta; Coleoptera; Brentidae. Gene Ontology annotation, molecular function: zinc ion binding. Bases 148 to 2652 code for a protein of 834 amino acids.